Paramuricea clavata is the source of this 1449-nucleotide messenger RNA. The record is from the annotation of a GenBank genome assembly. Lineage: Eukaryota; Metazoa; Cnidaria; Anthozoa; Malacalcyonacea; Plexauridae.
AUGGCAUCUAGUUGCAAAAAGAGGCGAUUUCGAGAUCCCCAAAGCGUGGAAAGAAGCAUUGACAACGUGCGAAAUGCUAUUCCACGAACAACGCGUUAUAAAAAUCGUUGGGGAGUUCGUAUAUUUGAAGAUUGGCAAAGUGGGCGAGAAAAUAAAGCAGUCAUGUGUGAGAGCAAUCCUUUCAGCUUAGAUUUGCAGAAUUUGCAAAAUUUGGAGACAGAAUUGUGUUCAAUGACGGCAAGAACGUUAAACUUCUGGCUUAUCAAAUUUGUUCAAGAAGUUUGCGACAAGGAUGGCAAGUCAUAUCCCGGGCGUACAGUAUACCAAAUUAUAUGCUCGUUGAAACGACAUCUAGACAAAAAUGGCCGGGCUGAAGCUAACAUGUUAAAUGCUAACAAUCACUGGUAGGUUGAAUUUGUUCAUUUUUAAUUAAUGGUUUAGUUUAAUUUAUUGUAAUAUGAGCAUGUUUAUUACUCAGUUUCCAGACGUUCAGAAGAGUGCUGGAUAGUGAAAUGAAAGCCACCCACCGGGAAGGCGAAUCGCUUGCGGAGAAUCGUACAAGACGAGAGAAAGAAGCUAUUACAGAUGAUGAAGAAGGUUUGCUGUGGUCAAAAGGCUUGCUGGGAGACAAAACUGCUCAAAGUUUGGUUUACACAAUUUAUUUCUAUAUCGGAAAAAUAUUCGGAUUAAGAGCAUGUGGUAUUGUGAACACAGACAGUUAAGAUUAAGCAACCUUGUCAUAGAAAACAACAAAAUUUGUUAUCGAGAAAAUAUUUCGAAAACGUUUCAUGGAGGAUUGAAAGAUUUAAAGAAGAAACCUAGAAUUGUGACUCAUUAUUGUCACGAGGAUGAGGAAAGUGUGCAUGAACCAUGUCUGGUUCAAAUGUUUAAGCAGUACAUUCCCUUGGUCAGCGAGUUACCGAAAAUUAAUGAAUCAUUCUAUUUUCGACCGAGCAAAACAGCGUAUAAAUUCGAAAAUGCACCAAUUGGUAUUCAUAAGCUUAAUUCUAUCGUGCCUUUCAGUGGCGGAAAGAAGCUGGUCUUGAGAUUAAGACAGCACACUGCCUUCGUGUCACAACAGCAACAAAUUUGUUUCGUGCUGGCCAUCAAGAAAAAUUAAUACGUGAACGAACUGGGCAUGUUUCUUCUGCCUUAUUUACGUAUGAGAAACCUAGUAAUGAUCAAGCAAUGGCUGUAUCCAAGUGUGUUGGGCCAUCUGUAUCAAAGGUUGUGUCGCUUGUUGACAACUGUUUUAAGCCACCCUCGAAGCCUGAGGAAGACGAAAAGUUUCAAAUUUCCGACGAGGAACUUGAUACGUUUUUGAGUGAAGUGGACUGGUAUAAAAUUGAUAAAGAGGUGCAGCGACGUACUAUCGCAGAAAAGUUUGUUUUGUCGAACAGUACAUUCACUAACUGUUCCUUUAACAUUUCGUUUGCCGGAAAUAAGUAA